Molecule: messenger RNA, 2177 nt
Organism: Vanessa atalanta (red admiral)
Lineage: Eukaryota; Metazoa; Arthropoda; Insecta; Lepidoptera; Nymphalidae
Gene: Ns3
Product: large subunit GTPase 1 homolog
Exons: 10
Coding region: 113-2074 (653 amino acids)
Biological process (GO): ribosomal subunit export from nucleus
Cellular component (GO): cytosol
Molecular function (GO): GTPase activity; GTP binding
Source: RefSeq, a predicted model, not a curated record
ACCAAUAACCAGACAGGCAGACUUUUCAGACAUUAGUCAAAACCACGUUUAUUUUUAACAUUAAAAGUUUUUUAAAAGUUAUUGUUGCUUUUUCUCUUUGCUAAUUACUACAAUGGGAAAGAAAAAUAAAGAAUCACUUGGUCGUGCUCUUAUUAAAGACAGAUUUGCUAAAAAUCGACACCGCCGACAUGUAGAAGACAAUACUAUGCUUCACACGACAGAGGUUCAGGAUGGAUAUGAUUGGGGCCGUCUUAAUUUACAAUCUGUCACAGCCGAAUCUUCACUCCAAGAGUUCUUGUCAACCGCAGAGCUAGCUAACAGAGAAUUUAUUGCUGAAAAAAUGAAUGUUAAAUAUGUUAAAUCUGCCCCCUGUGAAGUUGAACUAGCUACCUCACAACCAGACUUUGAUGAACCACUCACAGUUCCCAGAAGACCUCAAUGGAAACCAGGUAUUACAGCAGAGGAACAGUUAACAAAAGAAAGGGAUGAAUUUCUUGAUUGGAGACGCCAUUUAAAUGAACUGCAAACUAAACUGGGUGCAGCGGUAACACCAUAUGAAAGAAAUUUAGAACUUUGGAAGCAAUUGUGGAGAACUUUGGAAAAGUCUGACAUAGUUCUAAUACUAUUGGAUGCAAGGAAUCCACUUUUGUUCAGAUGUACAGAUUUGGAAAAAUAUGCAAGUGAACAAAAAUGCAAGAUUUUUUUGUUAUUGAAUAAAGCUGAUUUAACCACAGAGUAUGGCAGGAAAUGUUGGGCGGAAUAUUUUGCUAAAGAGAACAUUUCAAUUAUUUUCUUCUCUGCUGCAAAAAGUACAAAGGAAAGGAAAAUAUCCGAAGAGAGUAAUGCAGCUAAAGGAGUUGAGGAUGAUGAAGAAUCAAGUUCAGAGUCUGUAGACUCUGAAGAGGAGGGUGACAAUCAUAAUGCUUUAAAUGAUACACAGGAUGACAUUGAAAUGUUUAAAAAGCAAUUAGGAGAUCUUGGUCAAGCAGUUAAUAACACAGCCCAUAGAAUAGAUGCAAUUCAAAUAGCUUUAGAUAAGGUACUAGAAAAUCUAAGAACUGAUAAGCCUAUAGAACCUUUUCAAAGUAUAAAAUUAACACUCAAUAAUGAAACACCAGCACAACCAACAGAACAAUCGGAAAAAACAGAUUGCAAUACUGUUUCAGAAGAUUCUGAUAAAGUAAAUGAAAAUAUUGACCAAGUUACGAAUUCACAUGAAAUUUUUGAUCGUGAUAGAUUGAUACAAGUUCUUAAAGAACAGAAGAUUGGUCAAUUGAAGAAUCCACCAAGAUUGACUGUUGGAAUGAUUGGUUACCCCAAUGUAGGAAAAUCAAGCUCUGUCAAUGUUUUGAUGCAAACUAAAAAGGUUAGUGUCAGCUCAAUGCCGGGUCACACGAGACACAUUCAGUCUCUGAUUUUGGAUGAUGAUUUAGAACUGUUGGACUGCCCUGGACUAGUGUUACCGGCAUAUGCUGUAGCACCAGAUCUCUUGCUAACGGCUGUGCUGCCCAUUGACCAGAUGCAAUCUCACGAUGCAGCAAUGGCUCGUCUGUGCCAGCUUGUGAGUCGGCACACAUUCCAGCACAAGUAUGGACUACUUCUACCAGAGUAUGAAGGCAGUGAACUUGAGUACAGAAAAAUAUUGACUGCACAUGCUUUUAAUAGAGGCUUCAUGACAGCAGCUGGUCAGCCAGACCAGUCGAGAUCAGCUCGACUUUUCCUGAAAGACGCAGCCAGUGGACGUUUACACUGGGAAGAAUUACCUCCUGGAUACGAACCAGCUCCUGUGGAUGAUCUGAUUGAAGAGAAGAAAAAUGAGACCAGGAAACCAACGCCCAGGGAGGCUAGAGCUGUUGAGGGUUGGAUGAAUAAGUCCAAGGAAAUCGACAAUACGUUUUUCGCUAUGCAGAAGGGCGGCGCUCACGUCAAAGGAAAACCAAUUUUGGGAGUCACAGCGCCAUCAGACGUUCAGAAGCCGAUCGUUGGAAAACCCUGGAAACACGAAAAGAAACACGCAAAUAAAAAUAAAAGAGAAAAGUUGAGAAGAGUCUACGCUCAUUUAGACGAACAUUAAAUACCACAGAUUGAAAAUUAUAAAAUACAGAUAACAAAUGUGUAGAAUUAAUUUAUAAAUGUGAGAAACAAAUGUCGAUAUUUAAUAAAACUUUGUUACAUUC